Helobdella robusta is the source of this 1413-nucleotide messenger RNA. RefSeq lists its product as hypothetical. Gene Ontology annotation, biological process: G protein-coupled receptor signaling pathway. The record is from RefSeq and is a predicted model, not a curated record. Gene Ontology annotation, cellular component: membrane. Bases 1 to 1413 code for a protein of 470 amino acids. Gene Ontology annotation, molecular function: G protein-coupled receptor activity. NCBI's taxonomy places the organism in Eukaryota, Metazoa, Annelida, Clitellata, Rhynchobdellida, Glossiphoniidae. The transcript is spliced from 2 exons.
AUGGAUCUCAGAAACAUGACACAACUAUAUCUAUUAGGCGACAUUUUCAACGAUACUAACAACAACUACACCACCAACAACGACAAUAACAACAACAAUAAUAUAAAUAAUAAUAAUAACAAUAAUAAUUUUAAUGUGACAAAUUCACACAAUGAAAGAAAUGACACAUACGAGUAUGAAUAUAUCUGCAGUAUCUACGACUUUGUGACGGAAGGUGUGAUAAUGGCCAUAUUCUGCAUAUUCGGGUUUGUGGGCAACAUCACGUCCAUGUUCUGCCUCUGGAGGGACAAGUCGAAAACCGCCACCCCUCUCCUUCUGAUCAACCUGGAGGUGGCGGACACCCUAUUUCUCGUAACUGUUCUUCUCAUCAGAGUCACGACGACCUUUCAUUCUUUCAUCUUCCACUCCGACGAUCACAACCAGCCGGAUUGGUUCUUAGACAUCGGCAUCUUUAUUUUUCCGUCCGCCAGGUUUUUUGAGACAUGCGCCGUGUACUCGACGAUAUUAGUUACGGUUAAUCGGUACAUCGCCGUUUGUAUACCGUUCCGAGCGAAUAGUUUGUGCUCGGUCGUGCAGGCUAAGAAACAAAUUUUUGUCGUCUGGUGUCUGUGUUUCUUGUACAAUUUCCCGCUCUUUUUUGCCUACAGACGAAACAACUACGGCAACGGGUUGAAUGAGCAAUUUGGAGGCUGGUUCAAAAUCUUAUACAACAACGUGCUCUACUUCAUCAUCAUGUUCCUCAUCCCACUCGCGCUCCUCCUCUUCCUCAACUGCAACCUCGUCGUCGUCCUGAGGAAGACCCACAAGAAGCGGGAGCUGCUGAAACGUCGCGUCACGAAAGUUGUAGCCGCGAGGAACGAGCGUUCGAGUAUAACCAGCGCAGCCCGCUCUGAAGAUGACAUCACGCUCAUGCUCAUCGUCGUCGUCAUCAUCUUCAUCAUCACGCAGACUCCCGCCCUCUUUACACAAAUCUUGAAAAACGUGAACGAAGCGAGAGGAGCUGAGGAGGAAGAAGAUGACAAUUCAUUCUGUCCGAACGCGCACUUCUUCUUCGAGAGGAUCAGCGACCUGCUGGUGGUCUGCAACUCAUCCGUCAACUUCAUCAUCUACUGCUUCUGCAGUGCUCGCUUCAGAAAAAUUUUAUUCGGCCUACUGAAGAUAAGAACAAAAAACGACGUCGAAUCGACUACAGCAGCCGCGCCUGACGCCCUGAUGAUGACGUCCAACAACAAGAAAGUCAAACAUAACUUUGCCAACAGCUCGAAAGUAGCGAACAACAACCACACGAACAAAAACAACAAAUUGGACGAGUCCGAAGAGGGCUACAUUGACGACAACCAGCUGCUGACCAACACCACCAAACUACCCAACCACAACGACACGCUUGAUGUAGUCAUUGCCAAUGACGUUUAA